This is a messenger RNA of Serinus canaria (Common canary), 6485 nucleotides long. RefSeq names its product centromere protein C (gene CENPC). Bases 65 to 2842 code for a protein of 925 amino acids. The transcript is spliced from 19 exons. Gene Ontology annotation, biological process: attachment of mitotic spindle microtubules to kinetochore; kinetochore assembly; spindle attachment to meiosis I kinetochore. Gene Ontology annotation, molecular function: centromeric DNA binding. The record is from RefSeq and is a predicted model, not a curated record. Lineage: Eukaryota; Metazoa; Chordata; Aves; Passeriformes; Fringillidae. Gene Ontology annotation, cellular component: kinetochore.
CUGGAAAGGCGCGCGAGGUUCGAAGGCGGCGCUGGGCGCGCGCGCGCGCCGGCCCCGGUCCGGGAUGGCGCAGGCCUUGAAUCGUUUAAAAAGAGACUACAGAGCAAGAUUCUGCCACGGAGGAGGAAAUAAGAUUGAUCUACAGCCAGGUCAAAACGUACUGAAACUCAUACAGGAUUGUUUUGAAAGUUGCAACAGUGAUCUUACAAUAAACUCUCCAAAUUGCUCAACCUUUGUUUUGAAAAAUGAGAAGACAACUUCAAUCCAGAGACAAAGGCCCAAGGCAGGGUCAGCCAGCUCUGUGAAAAGAGCCCGUGAGUCUGCAGAACCCUCACCUGCAUCACUGCUAAAACCAGUCAGCAGCAGAGGACUGUCAUAUGAAUCACACCUGAAGCCUGCAACACCUGAUUACGUAGCUACUUCUAAAAAGGCAGAGUCUUCUGUGUCUAAAAGUGAAAAAAAAAAUACUUUAAAAGAUGUUGAAGCACCGUGCCAGUGUCCGGCUGUGCCUUUGGACCCUGAGAAUAAUUGUGGGGCUGUUGGAUCACCUUUUCCUGUGGAGGAAGCAGAAACUUCUCCUGUAGUUAAAUUGCAUUCUGAUAACUGGAGUACACCAGCUGCAGCAAAGAACCAUGGAGAAGUGGAAAAUUUGGAAGGACCUCAGCCUGGGAGAGAUGAGCAGGUUGUUCCUGUGCAAGGAACAGAACGUGUUACUGCAUCAUCUGCCCGGACAGAGAAGACUUUCUCUUCAGCUGUUUUGGCAGCUGUAGCAACAAGAACUCUUGGACAGAGAUACUCAACCUCCAUAUCACCACCAUCACAUCCUCCUGUGAAAUAUCAAGAAAUAGAAAUAGAACAUGAGUGUGAAUUUUUAAUUGAUGAAUCAGGUGGUGCAUCUUUUACUUCUUGGAUUUCAAUACCGACUAAGAAAAAAAAAUCAAAAAAUGAUGGCUCUGCAGCUCCCAUUUCUAAACCUCAGCCCUCUGAAAAGGAGAAGACACAGAAUAAGAAAGUCAAGAACAGAAAAGUACAUGCUAAAGCACUUACUAAACAGAAACUGGAUCAUCUGGAUGUUGGAGAUUUUGACUUCAAAGAAAAGUCAGUGUCAGAUCCAAUACCUCAUAGUGAAGAAAAUGUUCUUACAUCUCAAAGCCGAAAGAGUACUUGUGUGGGAAAGACUAAAAGGGAUGCACUUAGACAAGACUCUCCAAACCAGAAAAAGAACACAUCCUGGAAACCAGAAGCUGAAGAACUGAUGUCGUCAAGGUCUGGAUUGGAAACAGAACCACCUGGUGAAAAGCAGAGUGAAACAAGUAUGCCAGGUGAGGAUUUGUCUAUGGCCUCAUCUGGGCAUCAGGAAGAGCAGACUGUGUCACUGAAAAAGUCUCUCAAGUCUUCCAAGAAUCUGCAGUUGGCUUCUAAAGCUUCUCAGCAUUUAGUUAAGAAGAAAGAAACUGCUAAGCAGAAACUUCCAAAAGUCAAAUUAAUUAAGACAGGGACCGUAACUCCAAGGAAAAAGCUUAAAAUAUCUGUCCAGAAAAGUAGUAAUAAAAAGCCUCGGUUACAAAGAGAGGAGAGUUCUGACAGUGGACGUGGUGAAGAAGAGCUUGAAAGAGAGCCCGUAGAACUGAAUGAAGUGUGCCCCACAUCUUUGCAUCAGAAAUUAGAGACUCCUGUGAUUCAGAAGUUAACUAAGCCUGAAAAGCCUAGAAAUGUGUUACACACGCCUGAGUCACCUGGUGAUGCCAGUAACAAAACUCCUCUAAAAGCACUCCAGCAUCCCAUGGAGAGUGUGAAGAAUCCUGGAAAGAAAUGGUCUGCCAAGUCUUCAGGGAAGAUACCCAAAAAGAUUCCACGUAGAACCAAUAAAGCUCUUCACUCGAGCCCUGAAGGCCCUGAGUCUCAAACAGAUUCUGACAGCUCUUCUGUACAGGACACGGCAAGGAGAAAACAGAAGUUACCAGAUGUGAAAAUCAAAAGUAACAAAAGAAAACGUAACAGACGGCAUGAACCACAGGAUUCCUUUGUAGCUGGGAAGGUUGUGAAUUGCGAAAGUGGGCCUGUUCUAGAAGAUGAACUUAUUUCCAGCACUAAGUCUCCUGAGCAGGAUGAUAUAACUUCAGAUAAUUCUGAAGACUCGAAUUACAAAUUAAGACAUCUGUUGUCAGAUGAAAUAGCAAAGCAUAAAAUAGUAAUGCCUUCCAACACACCUAAUGUUCGUCGGACAAAAAGGAUACGGCUGAGACCUCUGGAAUACUGGAGAGGCGAGCGCAUAAACUAUACUAUGAAGCCUUCAGGAGGGCUUGUGAUUAGUGGACUUGUGCAUCCAGAAACAGAAUCUCCCAGGAAGAGUAAAAGGAGGAAGGAUUGUCCCAAGCAGAAAACAGAUAAAACAGAUAGAGGAGAGAUACCUGCAAGUUUGGACCACAGCAUAGCUGGUGCAUCUAAGCCAAUCAUUGUACUGGACCCAGUAACAAAUAAUGAAGUGCAUCUAGAUUGUAUAAACACUGCAGACAGUCACACUUUCUUCUUCAAAGAUGAAGCAAUAGAAAUACACAAAACUUUGAAUACGUCUCUUUUUGCAACUGGUAGAUUGAUUCUGAAACCAUAUAAAGAAAAGGGGCAGCAGUUUGUCGACAUGGAUACACUAGCUUUCCAUAUUAUCCAUGGCAAACUUAUGGUGACGUUACAUAACACAUCGUAUUACAUGUCUGCAGGGGACUGCUUCUAUGUUCCAGCAGGAAAUGGAUAUAACAUACGUAAUCUUCUGAAUGAAGAAAGUGUUCUUCUCUUCACACAACUCAAAGACAGAAGUAAUUAUUGCCAGAGAAGAGAGGAGUGAGGAUAUGUGAGAGAAACAUCACUGCCCACACCCAGGUCAGUGCAGAAGGAGCCAGGAUGAGAUCCAGGCACUGGAGCUGAGAUUUCCCUGCAGCCUGUGACGGUAAUGGGUGAGUGAUCUCUCCCUGUCCUCAUCUCAACCCAGGAGCCUUUCCUUAUAUUUCCUCUCGCCUGUCCAGCUGAGUGAUGAGAGUGAUAGAGCAGCUUUGGAGGGCAGCUGGCAUCCAGCCAGGGUUAUCCCACAGUCCUGCAUUCAUGCUGCAUGAUACAUUUGUGGGUUUUGCUGGAAAAAAAAAGAGGAGGAACCUACAACACUGGUAUUGUUUUAACUGAAAAUAUUUUAAAUUUUCUUCUGAAGAACUUUUUAAGUUAGCAAAACUAAUCUCUGAUGAGAUGCUGAGGCUUUAAAUGAGGUGCAAGCCCCAGAUUUCCUUCAUCCCUCCUUGCUCAUUUCCAUUGGCCUGUGAUGCUAAUGAAGUACAAAACCUCUCCUAAUAUAUUUGACUUAGCAUGGACUAUAGAUUUCUGUAAGUGUUCCCUUUUUCGCCCCCCUCAUAUCUGGAAUUUGAAUUAUUACAGAAAUUACAGUGGAGAGGUCUCCUCAAGUAUUUACUGAAAUGUUGAUAAUAAUUUCCUUUUUUUUCAUGAAAUUCCACGUGAGCACUAUGCCACUGUGAUGUACUGUGUCUUUAUAUGCAAGUUGUCAGUUGUCUUCUUGAAGUAUCUGCCCAAAGUUCACUUUUGUCUCUUUUUUUUCUUCCUUCUCUUGGUACAGGCUGCAGGAUGAGGCAUUCACCUGCUGCUGUUUCAGCUCAGCUGUUCCAUUAAGUUUCAAUCUGCUCCUUCAUUUUUUGUCUUGCUGCCUAAACUAAUUUCCUGCCCUAUUUGGAUGCAAUUUCUAUACCAAAGGUUUCUUUGCUGUCUUUUUGCCACUUGCAAGGAUUGAAUAAUUUUUUAGCUCAGUUCCAAGUGUUUGAAUUAUUUCAGAGGUGUUCUUGUGCCUGUAGGUUCCUUUGCUACCUCUCCUGCAAGUUUUGUAUAGGGCCUGGCAUAGCUUCCAAUUUUCACCCUCAGAGAAGUGGUGCAAAGCUUUCUUUGGCCUCUGUUCUUUGAAGGACUUUCUUGUAGAUUUAAUCCCAAGAAGGCUGGCUUAGGAUGUCACUGGCAAGGUGUUUAUUAUUGUCAUCAUCUGCCAUUGUCCUGGCUGCAGAAGCAGAACUGAGACUGCUUCAUGCCUACUUGGUUGCCCUUGAACCUCGUCCAUCUGCUGAGGCUGGGUCUGCAGUGCUGGAAGAAUCCAUCCUAGCACCAUUUCCCAUGGCCAUACUUACCCUGGAGCGCCGUAGUAUUGUACUUUUUGCUCCUCUUAUAGCGCUAAUUCAGCAUGCUGGUGACUUCCUUUGCCUUGGCACAGUCUUGAUGUGUGUCUGCCAUCAGUUAGGCACCACGCCAUACCCUGAUUUUGUACUGGUAGGCUAGGCCAGGCAUUCACCUGCUCUUACAUCUUCAUUCCUCUUGCCAGUGGAAUGCCGCCUGGCACCAGCUGGUUUUGGCACAGAGGUGUGCCCAUUGCUGCGUGUGUGGAUAUGGAUCUCUCGUGCCCUCUUACACCCUCUUGCUGCUUGACUCUUCUGGCAAAUUCCAGGAGAAAGUUUCUGCAGUGUUUAAGGAGCCUAGACUAAAAGAGCUGUGUUGGGUGGCCCUCAGGAUCAGCUUCAUACAUUUCUCUUGGAGAUAGGGCUGAGACCUGGCCAAGCACAUGUGACAUACCCUUCCAUGUGGAACAGUUCUGUCCACAAAGUUCAGAUCCCAUCCUCUCUGUUUUGCCACUCUCAGUGCCAUGGGUGGGAGUGUGUAUUUGCAAAGCACAUCAGAGUACACACUUGGCAUCCUCAUUUUUCUUACUGUGUUUACUGCAGAGAGGUCAAGAGGUACAGAAGAGAUCAGGGAACACAAGCUUGUGUGAGGGGAAAGAGCUUAUCUGAAUCCAGGGCAGCCAGCUCUUGGUGGUCGUUAUUGAGCAGAAGUGUUGGAUCAAAUGACUUCCAGAGGUCCCUUCUGACCUCAGACAUCCUGUGAAGUUGUAAGCUGUGCUACAGAAGCUGCUCUUCUAUAAGUUUAGUUCAUGCUUUUGCUGGGAAGACCCUUAUUUCUGUACCCCUCAAGUGGAGAGCAGUCUUUUCCAUGUCACACCAGUAUUGCCACCAGAGUGUGGAUGUGUCUGAGCCCCAGCCACUGCCAAAGAGCGAACCACUGCCAUCCAUUUCUCCACACUAAAGGAAAAAACUCACACAUUAAGUAGAGUCACAAGGGUCAGCUUUAACCUCGCCUUUCUGGUCUUGGCUCUGAGGACUCCCUCUAGGGCAGACACAUACCUGGGUUUGAUGAGAAGCCUCCUGCUCAGUUUGGGCAAAUUAGCUAACACUUUUCUGCACAUACACCCCAAAACAUUUUACUGUAUUUAGAUAGUGGCUUAUUAUUUUCACCGGCAGGUCUUAACAGCAGUCUUUAUUCUGUUCAUGGGCUUUAAACCAGUUGAAAAAUCAGCAUCUUGCAUAGUCCAGGCUAUCAAGUGUCUGCUUUUGCCAUAUAACUCUAUGUGUGGAGUAGCAGUACUCAGCUGUCACUUAUGUGGGGAAUUGCAUCAGUUAUUAUCCUCUCAGCAAGCAUUUUAGUUCCUGGUUAUUUUCCCUACUGUCAGCAGCUUUUUGUGACCUUUGGAACUGCGGACCAGAGAUUGUGAACCAUUUGUGUAAACCCAAGUUAAAGGGAAUUCAAAUACAUCAAAUCUUGGGUUAAAGGCAAUUCAAAGAUCUUUGAAUUCCCUUUAACCCAAGUUAAAGGGAAUUCAAAGAUCUUUAUAAAAAUAACAAGAAACUCCCGUGCACAUUAACUACUGAGGCCUCUUGGUCCUUCACAAGUUAUAUUUUUUAUUUAAAAUAGCUUAGGAAAAUACCCGGAGAGCAAGUGUCAGUGUCACAACCAGGUGUGGCUUUGACAGCUCCAGGUUUUGCACAGAUGAACACAUUUGUCAGAGACCACUAUUAGUGAAAUUAAAUUAGGCUAAUGUGCUCUUUUGAGCAUAAUUGAAACGAUACUAAUGUUUUUAUUGAUUUGCCACUAGAGUAGGUGAAUGUUAUGAUGUCCUUGCUGCUGUGAGGACAAUUUGCAGUUGUUCGACUUUACUGUCUUGUAACUCCCCAAUAUUUUGGCACAGGUAGGCCUAUUUUUAACUGUGUUAAUUUGAACUAAUUGCUGGGUUUUUUUAUAAUUUAGAGCAAAAGCAAGAAAUGUGUUGUUGGACACCUCUUCCCCAUAACUUUACCUGCAAAUUGAAGAUCAUCUGAUGCAGAGGAGUUCUAAAGAACAUUGAACAUUUUCAUCGCACACCCCAGUUUUAGGGGCAUGUUGUUUCAUUGAUCUUAAAGAUCUUUCUUCAGUGUAAAUGGUAAAUACAUAGUUUGUUAUGAAUUAUCUUUUCUUUUGUAUCAAUAAAUAUUAAGUAAUGCAAAUCAGUUUUAAUUUCUUUGAUUUUAAAUAAUUUUGGAAUCACUUUUCUAGCAUUCCAUGUGGUUUUGAAAAUGCAGAUAAUUGCAUGAGUUUGACUUGUAAAUAUUUGUGAAUAAAUAUGUGAGUUAUCUUGA